AUGUCUGUAUCCGAACAUUAUAAAUCGUUAUCCGAUAGACUCAUAGCAAGCUAUAGUGAGCAGACACUAGAACAGCCACAAACGAAAUAUACUCGAUUCUUAUCAAACUUACUGACUCGAGAUAAACGAUUUUUACAAAAUAUUGCUGGCCAUACCAAUGUGACAUACAGAUACCAAGACCCUAAUGAUAUUGAUAUUGCUUUAGAAACGAUUGAUCUUGAACGUAUAUAUGGAGGGGUUGAAUCUCGAGAGAAAAAAUUAAAGCCAAUAGUUAACCCUGACCUUGCCUACGAAGAUUAUGUUGUAUUAGAAUUACUUGACUAUUUUAAGAAUGAUUUUUUCAAAUGGGUAAAUAAACCAAAGUGUCACAUUUGCUCACAAGAUGGUGAUAAUAUAAUCUCUACUGGAGUUUCUGCACCUCCUAGUCACAAUCCAGAUGAAGUGUCACGAAUUGAAAACUACAGAUGUACUACAUGCAAUGUCAACGUAGACUUUGCUCGGUUGAACAGCCCUACAGCACUCUUGAGAACAAGAAGUGGUAGAUGUGGCGAGUGGGUGAAUUGUUUUAUGCUUUUAUUACAGGCUUUACUUGGUGCAGAUCAGCAAAUUCGGUAUGUAUGGAACUAUGAAGACCAUGUAUGGUGUGAAUAUUACAGUGCAGCUUUAGAACGUUGGGUCCAUUUAGACCCUUGUGAAGGUGCCUUUGAUGAGUCAGCUUUGUAUUGUGAAAAUUGGGGGAAGAGUAUGAGUUGGGUAUUUGGGUUCGGUCUUGGGUACAUGGUAGACUUGAGUGCCAAAUAUAUCACGAAGCCAGAAAAGCAACUCAAUCAACUAGAGAAAGUUUCCAGCAAGAAGGUAGUCUCACGGUUUCUUGAUUGUAGUAAUAUCAGCCUUAUGCGACGCUACUUUUAUGAGCGUUUGGAUGGAGGUAAUAGUUUGUUGAACAAACGAGAUAAUCUCUUGAAAUUAUAUCUGGAUGUGAUAUUGAGAAGAAAUCGUGAAGUUGAGAUUUUAUCAGGGAACCCAUCUCCAACUAAGACUGCAUCUCUGGAUCUACCUGUUGGUAGACAAUCGGGCAGUGCUGAAUGGACUAAAAGCAGAGGAGAAGCGGGCGGAAAAUAG
Messenger RNA from [Candida] anglica, 1122 nucleotides. Lineage: Eukaryota; Fungi; Ascomycota; Pichiomycetes; Serinales; Debaryomycetaceae. The record is from the annotation of a GenBank genome assembly.